AACUUAUGUAUAGUUUUCAGCGUUAACUUUGUGUCCAUCCAUCGACUGAUAAUGAGCAUUUAAAAGUAUUUUAAGUGAGUUCAAGCGAACGUUUAGGUUGCCAAAAUGUGACGAUGGCGUUGCCAGAUGGGAAAUUACAAACUGUCCGACCAGAAGAAGAUUUGACGACAAUGGCGGCCAGCAGCAACCAUCCCGCCUGCCAGCCACAGCCUCCCCCCCACAACGGACAGCUGGACCCCGGCGUGCCCCAGAACCCCAGGCUAGGCCCAGGACCGCCCCCCCAGCCUGUGGCCCCACGACCCCUGUUUUACAUGCAAGCUCCGCCUCCUUAUGUUCAAUACCAGUGGCCCGUGCCCCUUUCCUACAACCCCUUUGCUGGAUUCCCACCCAUGGGCUAUGGUAUGGUCAUGCCCCAGUUCCCGCCUCCACCCUAUAUGGAGGCCCCGGCGUGCAUCAUGCCCCACCCACAUGUUCAGCCAGUGGACUACAGACGCUUCCUGCAUCCUCCAGUCCAUAGCCAUUGCCCACCGUACCAGAACAUAAACCAGACCAGGAGAGUUCGAUGUCUUCGAGAAACCGUCAGCUGCGAGGUCCAAACUGAACCGCCACAGGAAAGCUUGACGAGUCGCUGUGUCGGUUCGGAUUCAGGGCGGGAAACUAUGCCGUGUUCUCCGUCAACCUCCAGUUCCAGCUUUAAAAAGCCGGGAUCUGUGGAGGUUGAAAAGUGUCCAUCACCCAGCAGCUGUGUGGACAAGGAGAUCCAGGUGGACUGUCCUCAUGAACAAGUUUUUGUGUCGUCUCCUGACCAAAGAAGUGUCAAGUCCUGCAGUCCAACAUUGGACGCCAGCAGGGUCGUAGACAUGAGCGGUCCGAGGAACGCUCACUGCAACAUCUGGUCCGUGACCUCUCAGGAUUGUGUAGCCCCUGUGUGCAGCUCUUCUCAGCAAACAAACGAGGUUUGCAAAGAAAUCCCUGACAUCUUGCUGCGUUGGAGAAGUACCACGCCACAGGAAGUGAGGAUCAACCUGACAGACGAGCUACUUCCUGACAAUGACGACCAGCUGCCUUCCAGAACUGACAAGGAAUACCAAAGCCCUGUUGGUACUAGUCGCUUAAAGGAUGACUGUUGUACCAGUUUUCCAGAAGGCGUCUUAAAUCACGACGACACAAAUGCAGUUCUGGUCGAGGAGUCCAGAAGAGAAAGUACAGUGUUGGGUUUGUACGUCUCUGAGAAGCCAAGCGGUCCUCAAAGCCAAGUUGGGCGUCCACUGAAUAAAUCCCACAUAGUCGCUGACCAAGAAGACCUCAGCAUGUCGAAGCCCCACGACGACACCACAGAGAAUCCUCACUACAGGAGUCGGAAGAUGAAUGAGUCUGUGUGGUCCGUGGAAUCUUUAGCCCCCUUUGUCCUGAAUAAGGAGUGGAACCUGCAUAAUAACGCGUUCAGUCCUGCGAUGGUUGCAGAGAUGGACGAAGACCCUGAGCAGGAUGGACCCUCGACCCAAGAUGUUUUCAAAGCCAACAAGAAACGAGAUCUGAGAUUGUCUGUUCCAAUGUCAGAUAGUUGGUUAGAUUCCAGCACUCCAGCUGUCAAGACCAGGAACCCACAAACCCAACUGAAGGCCCCGCAGAGCACGACUCCUUUAGGAAACUACGCCCCAGUUUUCUUACACAUGCAGGCUACUCUCCCCAAGGGAGCUGUGGCUGAAGAUGGGUCUUCUGAACCCGUGGCUAGUCAAAGCCCAAACCAGGAAGUAUGCAUUACUGCACAACAGGCAGCAAGUCCGUGCUCUGCUGGCCAAGAAGAAAAACAUCGGGAGAAAACCCCACCCAUAGCCCAGUGGACUCCGGACCACAGCAAAGAUGACGGACAGCCGAGGAACCAGCUUUGUGUCUUUUUACCUGAUCCCAGAACACAGGAUUUGUCACCUGGUAGAUUAGCGCAAUACACUGUCAUCAGCUACCACUGCAAUAAGUCCCAGCUUCCUUCCAGAACUGACGAGGAAGACCAAAGACCUGUUGUUGACUAUUGUACCGACCCUCCAGAGGUCGUCUUAAAUCACGGGAACGACACAAAUGAAGUGCUGGCUACGGAGUGCACAAGAGACGGAGUGUUUGGUUCGAAAGUCUCUGAGAAGCUGAGUAGUCUUCCAAGCCAAGUUGGGCGUUCACUGAAUAAGUCCCCUGACCAAGAAGACCAUGACGACACCACAGAGAAUCUUCGCCACAGGAGUCGCACGAUGAAUGAGUCCGUCUGGUCUGUCGAAUCUCUUACCCCCUUUGUCCCCAACAAGGAGUGGAUCCUGCAAAAUGGUGUGUUCAGUCCUGAGAUGACCGAGUAUCCUGAACAAGAUGGACCCUCCACUGGAAACGUUUCCAAAGCCAACAGGAAACGAAGUCUGAGAUUGUCGUCGUCCGACUCUGUUCCGAUGUCGGGCGCUUGGUUAGAUUUCAGCACUCCAGCUGUCAAGACCAAGACCCAAGAAACCCAAGUGAGGGCACCGCAGAGCACGACUCCUUCAGGAAACUACGCCCCAGUUUGCUUACUGAUGCAAGCGACUCCCCCCAGGGGAGGUGUGGCUGAAGAUGGGUCUUCUGAACCCGUGGCUGAUCCGAGCCCAAACCAGGCCGGAGGUCUAUGCUCUGCUGGCCAAGAAGGAAGACAUUGUAACCCAUCGGCAGGGGAGAGAACCCAGUGGACUCUGGACCUCAGAGAGGCUGGGAAAGCAGUCCAGCUUUGUGUCCCUCUACCUGAUCCCAGAACUGAAGAGUUCUCGCCCGGCAGCGUGGCGCAGUGCUUAGUCAUCUGCUUCCUGUGCAACAAGUACCACACCGCCAGAUGUCCUCACAAGGAGACCAGGACGAACGCGGGGCGACCAGGUGUGAGAAAAUGCAAGAACAACACGAGUGAAGGAGCGCAGGGGGAUCUGAUCAACUUCUCUUGAUGGAGGAGCAGACUGAGGACAUCAACACUGAAGAGGAACAGUCGGGAUUUGGUUUUAAAUAUAAUAAUAAUAAUAAUAAAGCAUUUUUGCUACCUUAA
Nerophis ophidion (straightnose pipefish) is the source of this 3043-nucleotide messenger RNA. RefSeq lists its product as uncharacterized. The record is from RefSeq and is a predicted model, not a curated record. Bases 114 to 2945 code for a protein of 943 amino acids. Lineage: Eukaryota; Metazoa; Chordata; Actinopteri; Syngnathiformes; Syngnathidae. The transcript has 5 exons.